Molecule: messenger RNA, 5929 nt
Organism: Diceros bicornis minor
Lineage: Eukaryota; Metazoa; Chordata; Mammalia; Perissodactyla; Rhinocerotidae
Gene: FUT4
Product: fucosyltransferase 4
Exons: 2
Coding region: 1-1860 (619 amino acids)
Cellular component (GO): membrane
Molecular function (GO): alpha-(1->3)-fucosyltransferase activity
Source: RefSeq, a predicted model, not a curated record
AUGCACCACCUUCGUGGGCCGCGCCGCGGGGGGCCGACUGCACAACUGGCCCGUCUCGGCGGGUCACGAGCUCACCGUCACCCACGCGGUGGCAGAGCCUUUGCCCGCAGCCUCUCGGGCUCCCUCCCUCCGGCAGGAGUCGCUGGCCGCAGCAGGGCGGUGAGAAAGGAAGCUGAUUCCGUGCCUCCGUCCUGCCAGGAGUUUCGGCAUCCCCAGCCCGCCUUCCUUCCGUGUCUGCGCCUGCACUCGCGCCCCCUGCACGCGCCCAGGGAUGAACCGGGCCUUCACUCGGGAAGCCUGCGAGGCGCGGUGGAGGGGGUGGGGAGUGGGCGGAGGUGCAGCAGGAAACGCCCCGGGUCUGGCCGGGCUGGUCGGGCUGGGGGCGCAGUGGAGAAGGACGGGGCGGCGCCCGGCCGGGCUGCCCGGCCCGCUCACCUCGCCCUGGCGGCGCGCCCCGCGGGGACUCGCGGGGAGGGGAGCCAGACCCGCGGGCCUUUGGAUUCCGGGACCGCCCUCUCCCGCUCCAGGGCCAGCGGCGAGCGGCAACGACGGCUGGAGCCGCAGCGGCAGUAUGAGAGCGGGCGCCGCUGCUCCACGCCUGCGGACGCGCGGCGAGCGGCGGCGGCUCUGCCUGAGCGCUCCAUGGGGGCGCAGUGGGGCCGGGCGGCCGUCUGGCCGCGCGGGCUGCGCAAAGGCCGAGGGCUGCCACGGACCGCCCGGGCGCUGGCGGCCGCCGGCCUGCUGUGCACCGCUCUGGCCGCCUACGCCUGCUGGGGGCAGCUGCCGCCGCUGCCCUGGGCAUCCUCCGCCCCGCCGCGGCCGGUGGGCGUGCUGCUGUGGUGGGAGCCCUUCCGGAGGCGCGACAGCGCCGCGAGGCCGCCCCCCGACUGCUGGCUGCGCUUCAACAUCAGCGGCUGCCGCCUGCUCACCGACCGUGCGGCCUACGGGGAGGCGCAGGCUGUGCUUUUCCACCACCGAGACCUCGUGAAGGGACCUCCCGACUGGCCCCCGCCCUGGGGCGUCCAAGUGCACACGGCAGAGGAGCUGGAGCUGCGGGUGUUGGACGACGAGGAGGAAGCGGCGGCGGCGGCGGCUGCCGAAGCCCUAGCCGUCUCGGGCCCCAGACCCCCGGGCCAGCGCUGGGUGUGGAUGAACUUCGAGUCGCCCUCCCACUCCCCGGGGCUGCGAAGCCUGGCAGCUAAUCUCUUCAACUGGACGCUCUCCUACCGGGCGGACUCGGACGUCUUCGUUCCAUAUGGCUACCUCUACCCCAGGACCCAUCCUGGCGAGCAGCCACCAGGCUUGGCCCCGCCGCUGGCCCGGAAACGGGGGCUGGUGGCCUGGGUGGUGAGCAACUGGGAUGAGCGCCAGGUCCGGGUCCGCUACUACCACCAGCUGAGCCAGCACGUGCCCGUGGACGUUUUCGGCAAGGGCGGGCAUGGGCGGCCGGUGCCGGACAUUGGGCUCCUGCACACUGUGGCCCGCUACAAGUUCUACCUGGCCUUCGAGAACUCGCAGCACCUGGAUUAUAUCACCGAGAAGCUCUGGCGCAACUCGUUGCUGGCCGGGGCGGUGCCCGUGGUGCUGGGCCCCGAGCGUGCCAAUUACGAGCGCUUCGUGCCUCGCGGUGCCUUCAUCCACGUGGACGACUUCCCUAGUGCCUCGUCCCUGGCCGCCUACCUGCUCUUCCUCGACCGAAACCCAGCUGUCUACCGCCGCUACUUCUACUGGCGCCGGAGCUACGCCGUGCACAUCACCUCCUUCUGGGACGAGCCUUGGUGCCGGGCCUGCCAGGCUGUGCAGAUGGCUGGGGACCGGCCCAAGAGCGUACCCAACUUGGCUCGCUGGUUUGAGCGGUGAGGCCGUGCCCCCCUGGGGGUAACCCGGGAGGCCAGGUCGUCAGCGUUUUGAUCCUCUGCCGUGCAUCUCCUUGACUGCCGAAUCGUGCCGAACACCCAUUUUUACUCUAUGGGAAAAAAGUGAUGUAGCAGUUAAUAUUAUUCAGCACAAAGACGAGGUGGGGAGGAUCCCCGGUUCUCAAGUUUUUUGCACAGCUAGAAGUUGGGCUCCCUUGGUUGUUGAUGGAUAUCAGUGUUGAGGGGUGACGAAGGGGGCCCUUUCUCACCCUGUAACCAGUGCAGAGGUGAAGAAGCAGUUUAGCUACAAGAAGACUGUUGAGUCAGUUGCUCUGAGUUGCCUCAUCUGCCACAGGCCAUGUUUGUGGCCUGUGCCGAGUCCAAAUCUCAUACACACUACUCCUCAACUCAACAUUUCCGGGGCCAACGUGCAGCAAACCCCUGGUUUUAGCAAGAGCGUUGUUGCUGAAUAGUGCAAGGACUGUGGCCACAAGUGGGUCUUUCUCUUUGUUGGUUGAAUUCCUCAAAGACUCAGCUCCUAAGAAAGGUAAAGAGGGUGGUCCACGAAUCCCUUGGUUGUUCCUUAACAAGUACUGUUUGUCCUCCUGCCCUAUGAAUGGAAACAAGAUGCUUGAUGGUCCUUGGAGAAGAUUAGGAUGAAUAUAUCGGUGUACCUCACUUUAUACAAAUGUAUUCCUGAAAAGCUGCUUUCAAAUCAAAUCCCAGAUUCACUGCUUGAUGAGAGUUCAGUAUUUAAUGAAAUCCUAUGGCAAAUCCCUUUACAAUGUGAAUAAUCAUCUCCUAAUUUAUUCCUUCUGUGUCUAUGUUUUUCUAUAACCUGAAUUUUUUAAAAAGCAUAUUAAAAUUACAGAUGUGGAAGUAAUGCAGAAGCAACAUUCUUCUCCCCUCUUCCCAGAAAACCAGCCUGUGUUUACAAACAGAAGAGAAAGAAGCCACAGUGUCACUUUGCACAAAAUGAUUUUGUGGAAAUAAGGACCAGAAUUUAAACCAGAAUGUCAGUCUUCCAGGGGUGCUGGAAUUAUCUGUCUGCAGAACAAUGAAAGAGAUUGUACUGCAUUUUGGUAUCAUGCAAAAGGAAAAAAGUUUCAUGGUGUCUGUUAAUGGCGGUUUUUGUUUCUGUCCGUUUUUAGUUAAAUAUUUAGUUGUGAGGGAAUGGAACUAAAUUAGUGCCUGCAAUGAACUUUGUCUUUUGUUAAAGGCUAAAUCUGCCAUUCUCUCUGGGGCCAGCAGGUUCUCCUCCUAGUCUGCAUAGUAGUAUGAUGUAUCCUCACAUUUCUAGUGCCCUUGAGACUGUGCCAUGGGAACAACUGUGAAAAUCUAUGCAUUGACUUUAAAAGUUGUUGAAUGAACAGCAUAUGAAAUAGGUGUUACCAUGUGCCUACUCUGUGCCAAACACUGGGCUUGGGGUGCCAGGAAAGACACAAAAAUGUAUAAGGCAAGGUCCUUCUCCUUAAAGCUCUUACAGUCUACCACUGCCAAGAAGUAAAUAGUGAACUUGGAUAAGUCACUUGGCAGAACCUGUUUGUUUAAAGUGACAUUCUUAAUAAGACAGACCAUAAAUCAAUUAUUAGAAAGCCAGUUGAUUUAAAGCUUGAAAUAAUGGGGUUUUUUCCCUACUCUAUUUAUUAUAAAGGACCCAUAGUGACUAAUUAUUAUGAGUAGGGUCCAAGAUUAAUUAGGUUUAUAGAGGGUUCUGGUGUAAACAGUAAUUUUGCAUUUGAUUAGUAUAAUUAGCUGAAUCAUAAAGUAAGUUUUAUCUCCAUGUACAUUUGUUUCAGACUCACUUGCAGAGCUCGCGAAAAUCUAGGUGCUUCAAUUCUCCCUUUUGCUUAAAAGGAGAAAUUAAAAUCCCUGGAUAAAAUCUCCUUAUUAAAAUAUCACAGUAUGGCAGAAUUACAAAGUAGCAGCCAUCCAUUAAAGAAAAAGGAAAAAUUCUCUUCUUAAAAUGAGUGUUUAUGACAUUUGGCCAAUGAUCUUGGUGUUAUUGGAAAUCUACAUGGGGAAGUGGGAGUUUGGUUUUGAAGGUAAUCUGGCUUAGAUUUGAAUUCCAGCUGUGUGACCUUGGGCAAAUUAGUAAUAACUCUGAGCCUCGGCUUCCUUAUCUGUAGAAUGGGGAAGGAAAGUACUUCACAGCUCAUGUGAGCGUCUCAGGAAAUAAAGUAAGUAAAGAUGCCUAACAAAUAGUUAUCACCCAAUUGGUAAGAGUGAUUUUUUUUUCCUUCUUGCAGUGAUUUCAGGGGCCCUCCAUAUCCAUUUAUAUGUCAAAAAUUAAAUCUCAAGGUAUGUCACAGAAUAUAUAUGAAAUAAAAAGGAACAGGCCUCAUAUUGUGUAUUUCAAAUGAGUCCCUAAAGCUAAGCCAUAUUAUUUCAAGAAUCAUCAUUGCCCUUUAGGUUGAGCUUGAAUUUGCAGACUAGGAGGAAGCACCUAUGCUUUCUUUGAAAAAAGAAUUUUUUUGUUUUUGUUUUGGUUUUCAUACAGUUAAAUAAUUAUCCAUUAUUUUACUAAUGCUCUUCUUAGUAUUGUCUAUUUAAAACUAACCACAUAUUUAUUGAGUAUUUAGCAUGAGGAAGGUAUAAUUGCGUUGUUCAUGUGCAAAUUUUGAGUGUGGAACAAACAGAAUUUUUUUUAGGCUAAUCUCAUCAAAGAGCAAAAGAAAUGUGGCAAUGGCUCAUUUUAUGUUAUUUUAUUUUUCCUAUUCUAAAUUGAGUAUGUUAAAAUUUCAUAUCCAUUAACAUAAAAAUGCAUAUAAAUGCAUCAUAUAUUUCAAUAUGUAUUUCCUAUGAUUGUCAUGCCCUUCCUUUAAGGCAUAAACUUUUCUUUCAAAUUUAUUACAAAUUUAAUUUAAUAUUUUUAGCACUUGACUAAUUACAUGAGUGCACCUUGAAUGAUAUUUGCCUCAGGAAGACAGUCUGACUUGCUUUCAGUAUUCACAGUUUCUUUUCAGUCUCCCAGCCCUUCCCUGGCAGUAAUUUAGGGGAGACAGAGUGGCUUUAUGGAAAGAGCUUGCAAUUUGGAGUCAGAACCAGGUAUGUGGCUCUGCCCCUGUGGCCCUGAUUAGGCAAGUUACUUAAACUCUCUGAGUUUAAGCUUCCUCCUUUAUAAUGCAUGCAUGUCCCUACAAAACAAGGAUUAAAUGUGAUGAUGUACCUUGAUGUCCAAGGUGCUUUGUACAUUGUAAAAUGCUGUACAGUUACAGGAUGCUCUAAAUUUUCAAGCCUCUAGAGGAGGGGUGGCAAACUUUUUCUGUAAGGGGCCAGAGAAUAAAUAUUUCAGGCUUUGCAGGCUGUAAAGUUUCUGCUGCCACUACUCAACACUGCUGUGUAGUGCAAAAGCAGCCAUUGACAAUUCGUAAAUAAAUGAGUUGCCUGGGUUUGGCCCAAGGGCCAUAGUUUGUUAACUCUGCUCUAGACUUAGAGAUAUAAGGAAUUUGAGAACCUACCUGAGGGGGUUUCUCAGAAGGGAUUUAAGAAUUGGAAUUUAAGAAUUUUGGAGGCCGAUAUUCCUGGGUUCCUAAACCAGAUUUGCAACAUUUCCUAAUUGUCUUAUCUUGGCAAAUUAUUUCAGCUCUCUUUGUUUUGAUAUUCUCAGCUCUAAUUGAGGGUAAUCAUGUAUAAUUUAUGGAGGUGUUGGGAGAAUUAAAUAAGACAUUUAAAGUACUCAGAACAGCAUCUGGCACAUAAGAAGCAUCUGAAAAAUGUUAGCUGUGAUUAUCACCAGCCCAUUUUACAGAGAAAGGAGCUGAGGUCCAGACCCAUUGAAGGAUUUGCCUAAGGUUACAGUAGUAGUGGCAGAACCAGCCAUGUUGUGCAAGUCAUAACUAAUUCAGCCUGUCGCUUGAAUUGCAAAAUGAGGGGAUUGGACAAAAUCAUCUCCUGGGACUUUCUAGUUCCACUUGCCAUCAUUCUACUAACUGGCACCCUAGGGCUUCAAGAUCUAAUUCACCUCCCAAUGUGCCUUCCUUACAGUCUGGAAAUGACUUACUACACAGCAGCAGUAAACUGGCAGGAAACCAGGCACCAGAGAUGGAGACUCUGAUUUAGUACUAAAAAAU